Molecule: messenger RNA, 900 nt
Organism: Mytilinidion resinicola
Lineage: Eukaryota; Fungi; Ascomycota; Dothideomycetes; Mytilinidiales; Mytilinidiaceae
Exons: 2
Coding region: 313-900 (195 amino acids)
Source: RefSeq, a predicted model, not a curated record
CCGGUUCCCAUGGUGGUUAAAAUCAUCAUCAGAGAUUACAGUAACACUCCACUAGCAUCUGCGUUUAUUCUUUUUGCUCCCCUUCCAGUUCUGCUUUCGUCGUCGUUUAUAACAACUUCACCAUCUCGCUCUUCUCGAUUGCUCCUUGGCUUUGUCUCAAUAUCGACGCUCUCGAAACCAUGAAACUCACAAAUUUCAUUGCAAGUUUCUUCCAUAGUCUUUGAAUACUGUCUACCGUUAACCCACUCUAGGCUCCCUUGCUCUUCGCUACUUGUGUCAUUGCGAUCCCCAUGCUCGACGCCAAGCCUUCAGAUGUCGAGAAGCGUGACAGCGAUUACCGGAGUCACUGUCUACAUCUCGCGCAAUGGCCACGGUAACGAAGCUAGUUUCCGUAUCUUUGGAGGCAUCCGCAUCCUUACUCAGUUCCGCGACUGGUUUACAUCGUCCGGAAUUGGACCACACGUGACCAAGGCCUUCUAUUCAAACUUGAAGCCUGUAAUUAGGGGGGCUGCGCGAGCCAUCGAUGCCGGAACGCUCGUUACUGGCUUCCAGGGUCUAUACAAGGACACGAACCAGCUACUUUACGGCGUAGUGUCCUUGCCACCGGCCCCAGCCUACGACGAUAUGGCGGCUUGGUGGGCCGUGGUGAACCCUAUCAAAACGGCCAUCAGCAUCUACGUCGCGGAAAAUGUGCACACGAACGUCGUAUUCGUCAUUGUCGAUGAUGCAUUUAUAGCCGGAGGUGGAGCGGUUACAAGCACUAAAAGGUCCAUCUCGACUCGUGUCCCGGCGGAAUUCAUGAGGAGGCAAGCACCCGACGUGUGCGGCGGGUACGAUCUCGUCAGUUUAUUUUCAAAUGACGUCGUGUAUGAUGAUAGCUCGCCGGUUCAUUUGGCAUAA